This is a messenger RNA of Ambispora gerdemannii, 1503 nucleotides long. The record is from the annotation of a GenBank genome assembly. Lineage: Eukaryota; Fungi; Glomeromycota; Glomeromycetes; Archaeosporales; Ambisporaceae.
AUGUUAAGAAAAGUAGUCACUUCUUUUCUCAUUAAACCGCAACACAACGGACUUAAUCCUGAAAAUAAAGUUCUUUUAUUAAGGAGAAGCGAUAAAGUGCGAACUUAUCCACACCAUUGGGCAGGAAUUAGUGGUAGUAUAGAAGCAGGAGAUAAAUCUCCGCUCGAACGUGCUCUAAAUGAAAUCAAGGAAGAGACAAAGUUCACCUCGUCUGACGUAAAAUUAAUACGUACCGGAAAACCAUUUACAAUACGCGCCGAAAAUAUAUCGACAGUUUGGAAAGUUUAUCCGUUUCUCUUUCAUUUACUAGCAAGCCCCGAUAAAAUUCAACUUGAUUGGGAACAUGAGACUUCUCAAUGGAUGAAACCCAAUGAAAUAUAUUCUUUGGAGAAUACUGUUCCGAGGCUUGAGGAGACAUUUUAUCGCGUUUAUUUGCCUGAAAAUGUUCAUCGCGGAUUAAAAGAUAUGUGUGAUAAUAGAUCGUCGGGCGCGCAACAGUUGGCUGAUCAAGCUUUAGGAAUAUUUGCAGAGUCUGUAGAAUCGAGGGUUUGUUAUGAGUAUUGUAACGAUGCCAGAGAAUUGUAUUUGACAUGGUUAAAUAUCGGAUGGCAUAUAAUCCAAAUUAGACCGACAAUGAGAGCUUCUAUAUCUUGUGCCAUUACAUCUGUGUUAAAACAAUUAAAAAAUUCAAUAGAGCACAAAAAUAAGAAUGCAUUGCCAUCUGUUGAAGAUUUCGAGAAGCUAGCUCUCGACAAAAUCCACGAACAAAGAGAACUGUCGUUGAAAAGCAAUGAAAGAAUCAUAGAUGCAUUUAGGAAGGCAAUAAAAAUUCAGGAUCAAAAAUUUCCUGAAAAUAUUCAUAUCAUGACAUUAAGCUAUUCCUCUACUAUCUAUAAUGCAUUAGCUAACAUUAUUAACUCAAUUAAAUCAUCGUCACAAAAUCCAAAAAUUGAGAUCACUAUACUAGAAUCCCGUCCAUUGAAUGAAGGAGCUGUGGUACUUGCCCAAAAGCUUUCGUCUCUUUUAAUAGAUAAAAUUAGUGGAGACGAAUUAGAAUCUGUACGCCUUCAGAUAGUCUCUGACGCAUCUUGUGAUUACUUUAUGUCAACCGUAACCCACGUGUUACUUGGCGCCGAUAGAAUUAUAGGAAAUGAUGGUGCCGUUAUUAAUAAAAUGGGAUCUGUUCCCUUAGCAUUAGCCUCCAAGCACCAUGAGAAACCUGUCUUUGUUAUUUCGCGCACUGAUAAAAUAUCAGCUUGUGAAGAAGCUGAACAAAUGGAAGAAAAUGAUCCUAAGGAGGUCACUGCUGCAUACGGUAACGAAUCGGAGAAAAACUUGCAGAGUUAUAAACCGGUUAAAGUUAGAAAUGUGUAUUUUGAAAAAGUGGAAUCAAGUCUAAUUGACCAUUAUGUUACCGAAAAUGGUCUCUUGAAAACAAGAGAUAUUCAGGAAUUAUGGGAAGGACGAAAAACUGACGAAGAAAUUUUCAAUGAAUUACAAUGA